AUGGCCGCCGCUCCAGGGGGCACUGACAGGUGGGCCCUCUUCCUUCGCGAACGGCGGAUGAAGGACAAGCUCCGGAGGGUCAGGAAUGAUUUCAAGGGCUGCUACUGCCCGCCCGGGUGCCGGGGUGGUCCGCAGGACCCCGUCGGCGUCAACCCUGCGUCGCUGCCCGCCCGGCCCCUGCAUGGCCCUUACGUGCGUGCAGAUAGUGACAUGCCCACGACGCGCGGCAGAACAGAUGAGCGAAGAGAUUCCAACUGCGUAGUCAUCGCCGAGGCACGAGGCACGUCGGACAUCGUGCUCCACCGGUCAGGGGAAAGGGCUACCCUGCGCAUGUCGCUGCAGGUCCACACGGAUGUGACUUACGCGGGCCGGAUGGGGUACUACGGGGAGAUGUUCCUGACGCGGCAUGGGCAGCAGGAGGAGUUCAUCGGCAUCAUUAACUCCUGGCACGUGGAACGGACGACAGAUGAUUGGGAGUACAUGCUCCUGGACGACGAUUCCACAUCGCGUGGUGACAUGGCUGAGAUGAAGAGCUUUUUCCUCCAAGUCUUCAGCCCAUCCCCCGACCGACCGCGGGACCGGAAUGAACAUCUGCUCCCGUGGGAGCCAGUCCGAGAACACUUUGCCGCACCUUGGGCGAUGCUCGGUGGCAACGCUGACCUUCUCUACAUACCUUUGAUUUGGAUAACUAAGGAAUUGACGGGUCAGCGCAUCAUCGACCAGGGUUUUGAGUUGUUUUUCAGAUUGAUGACUGGCGGCACACUACCGGAGCCAUACAACCUCGACCGCCCACUGUCCGUUCUCCUUGUGCCCGGGGCGCUCAGGCCGCCGUACGACAUGACUUGGAACGAUCCGAGCGGCAGGGGUCGAAUGAACUACACAACACAGAUCCUGGCCAUAGCAAGAGCAUACGAGAGGAACGGGUUCAUGCGGCUCGAAGCGCCCGGGUCGCCCCGCAAUCGGGGCAUGGAUGAGGAGAUGGGCCGCAGGGUCGAGCCCGGCGACCAUCCUGCCGCCCACGGCGACGUGCUUAUCCAGCCGCCCGACCCGCCCGACUCGGACCUCUUCACGCCGUCGCCUAUGCGGCGACAACGUCUCCAAGACGAAAGGGUGCGGGCUCUCAUGAAUCUUAUAUCACCGUCUGAUGGGAGGGAGGGGACACGUCCUCGGAACGGAGAGGGAGGAGGAGGUGGUGGUGGUGGUGCAGGAUAA
Molecule: messenger RNA, 1212 nt
Organism: Diaporthe citri
Lineage: Eukaryota; Fungi; Ascomycota; Sordariomycetes; Diaporthales; Diaporthaceae
Exons: 3
Coding region: 1-1212 (403 amino acids)
Source: RefSeq, a predicted model, not a curated record